AUGAUAAUAUGGAAAGUAUCAGAAUUCAUUCUCAUGGGCCUUUCUUCUGACCAUAACAUAAAAAUAUUUUGUCUCGUCAUCUUCUUAUUUUGUUAUCUUGUUGUCUUGGUGGGAAACCUUCUGAUCUUCAUCUCUAUUGGAUGCAGUUCUCUUUUUCACCAACCCAUGUACUAUUUCCUCAGUCACUUAUCUUCUAUGGACAUCUGCUAUACGUCCUGUGUGAAACCCAAACUGAUUGGUGACCAGCUAGUGGGAAGAAACACCAUCUCCUAUGACUACUGCAUGUUGCAGGUUUCCAUGCACUUCUUCGGACUAACUGAAAUAUUUAUCCUGACAGCCAUGGCCUUUGAUCAUUAUGUUGCCAUCUGCAAACCUCUGCACUAUAUGACCGUCAUGAGAAGAACGAAGUGCAAUUUCUUGAUCUUGGCUGCUUGGGCUGGUGGAGCUGCCCACUCCUUUCCCCAGUUCUCUGUGAUAAUUAGGUUACCCUACUGUGGUCCCAAUAAAAUUGAUCACUACUAUUGUGACAUUUUUCCUUUGCUGCAAGUUGCCUGUACUGACACCUACAUCACUGGUCUUCUUAUGGUUGCCAAUUCAGGACUGAUUGCAUUUGUAGUAUUUGUUCUCUUGUUUGGGUCUUAUAUCAUUAUUCUAUUCACACUAAGAAAUCACUCAGCAGAGGGGAGAUGCAAAGCCCUCUCUACUUGUGGGUCUAAUAUCACUGUGGUUAUCUUAUUUUUUGGACCUUCUAUAUUUACCUACCUUAGACCUCCUACAACUUUCCCUGAGGACAAAUUCUUUGCUCUGUUUUACACCAUUAUUGCUCCCAUGUUCAAUCCCCUCAUCUACACCUUUCAGAACACAGAGAUGAAAAAGGUCAUGAGAAAAGUUUAG
This is a messenger RNA of Ictidomys tridecemlineatus (thirteen-lined ground squirrel), 894 nucleotides long. Lineage: Eukaryota; Metazoa; Chordata; Mammalia; Rodentia; Sciuridae. The record is from RefSeq and is a predicted model, not a curated record.